AUGUCAUAUAGCCACCGAUUGGGCUGCGAGACAUCCUGGUCGCUGGGUCGGAGGAAGCAUUUCUUUUCGCCCACCGCUGCCCACGAGCAGCCAUCGACAUGUUCCAAGGCAAGAAUGGGGACUGUUCAUGUCCAGAACCCGAAAGUUUUCCUCGUCUCACCAGCAAAGCACAUUCUAUGCAAGGACACGUUGUAUGUGCCUAUUAAAGUCGAGUGA
This is a messenger RNA of Penicillium samsonianum, 216 nucleotides long. RefSeq lists its product as uncharacterized. The transcript has a single exon. The coding region runs from base 1 to 216 and encodes 71 amino acids. Lineage: Eukaryota; Fungi; Ascomycota; Eurotiomycetes; Eurotiales; Aspergillaceae. The record is from RefSeq and is a predicted model, not a curated record.